UGACUGCUUGUGACGGUUUACAACAGAGAAAGAACACUUGUCAAAAUGCUUGAAAAUGCAGUAUUCUUUGACAUCAAGGAAUGAUGUUUAGGGCAUGGAGUCCCAUUUACUGAAAACAGUGAGAAAAGAAAAAUUGUCUCUUCCUUUCCUUCAUUCGAAUGUUUGAAUUCGUCAUUUUUUUUCCACUGAAGCCUGCAUUAGCGAAAGUUUACCCAGAUAUCGGCAGCGCUUACUUUAACGGGCAUCUUACCGCAAUCCAAAAUGGCUACCACCUAUCGCUGAGACUGGUGGAUUGUCUCCUGGGUCCGUACACAGCAGAUGACAUCAGAGCCUCACCAAGCCAUGAAACUGUGGCAAAAGUCCCUGGUGCUCAUGCUGGCACUAUUCAUCUACCUCUUGCUCGGGGCGGUGGUAUUCCGAUUCCUGGAGUUGGGAGCCAACGAAGAGGCCCAGCUCGUUUUCUUGGGGGAGGUGGAGGAUUUCUUGGAGAACCACACCUGCGUCUCUGCGGACGACCUCCGGGAACUCUUCCAGGCGGUGGAGACGGCUCUACUCAGUGGGGCCUUCAAGUUGGACAGCGACCCAACCAACGAUAGGGACUUGGUUGUCUGGGACAUGCCUGGUGCUGUGUUCUUCACAACCACUGUAGUGACCACUAUCGGUUACGGUAAUUUGGCACCAAAGACCUCCAUCGGGCGGGUUGUUUGCAUGUUCUACGCACUGGUGGGCAUCCCGCUGACGUAUUGGCUUCUCUCCGCGGUAGGUGAUACGUUUCAGGGAUGUUGGCGACCCUGCCACGGUCUGAUUCGACGGUGCACCAAGCACGUCAAGGCCGGUAACGCCCGGACCGUGGUCGAGGUUGUCAUCAUCUGCAUCUGUCUGUAUGUCCUCAUUGUGGCCUUACCGGGAAUUGCCUUCGCCUACCUGGAGCACUGGAACUUCUUCCAGUCUCACUAUUUCUGCUUCAUCUCCCUGAGCACCAUAGGCUUCGGGGAUUUCGUGCCGGCCGAGAACCCGGCUCUGACCCCUCUCUCCAGGUGGGUGUAUAAGCUGGGUACCUCGGCCUAUCUCAUCAUAGGGCUCAGCAUUCUAUCUGUGGCCAUCAAAGGCUUCAUGGCCUCACAGCAGACCAAAAUUAACAAGUGGAAGGCGAAGACUGCGGCCAAGAGACUGGUGCAGUUACACCAGCAACAACACCAGCCGCAUCAGCAGCAAGAGGAACACCAGCUAGCUACUGAGCAUGCUCAGGAGUGCAACGGUAAACAUGCGACAAUCAAACUGAAUAACCCGUGCACGAGCGGAUAAUAUUCAUCAGAGAACAUUGUUUUUUUAAUUAAAUUAAUUUACCAAAGACUAUAUUUGGGAUAACAUAAAAGGGAUUCUCAUAUUUACGCGUGAUAUACAAUUGUUAUGUAGGUUAGUGUUUCUACACCAAGCACUAGAAUGUAUUACAAUGAAUUCUAAAGAUGGUUUUAAAAGUGAGAAGAACCGUCAGAAUUUGAUUAAUUUUGCUAACAAGAAUGAAGUAUUAUUGGACCUCUUUGUACGUCACACAAAAAUCUAAAAGACUGGAAGCAAAUUUCCUUACCUCCACAAAACAUUGCCACUGUUUUUCAGUUUUGUCUGGACAUUUCAGGAGUGGUAUAGCGAUAGUUAAGAUUGAGCUUUGGAGGUCAAAGUUCAUAUCCGCUUUAGUCAAUGCUUUUGUUCGUUUUUAUAUUAAUAAUUGAUUUUAAAUUGUUAACUGUCUUAAGAGUUUUCUUUUUUUGUUCGACAUAAUAAUUGUGAGUUAAUGAGCAAACUUUUUUUUAGUAUGUUAUACAUUUGGUUUAACUGUGUAUACAGAAAACUACACAAUUGCGCGUGAAUCAUAAUUAUUAACGUGAAGUGAGUCGGGAGUUAGCGCCCUCAGGUGCCUGUAACGGAGGUAAUUUAACAUGCCGAAAAUGGGACUUCGUAAUAAUUUAAACAAUGAACUGCUUUUAAUUUUCACUGAAAUCAGAGGAGUUGAUGUUUGCACAGAAUGCAUUCCUUUGUAAAAAAAAAGAAAAAUGUGUACAGUCGGGUCGGUUUGUAUCCGUCAGUUUGUUUAAACACGCCUGGAUUCCGUUAGUUGUCAGAUCGCAGAUCUUGCUCAGCAAGAGCUGCUUUAAAGAAACCUUAGAGGCAGACAGUUCAGACACUUCACGCAGAGCAAUAUCUUGCUGCCUAAAACCAACCAGGGUAAUGACAUGGACCUGCUCUGCAGCAAUAUCCCUCCCUCAGUACUGGAGACUCAUUUCGUCACUAACAGGAACUUAAUGAGAAUGACCCCCCCUGCACCGCUGUUUUAACACAAACCUCCAACAGGAGGUUGGAAUCCACAACCUGUCCCUAUGUUUGGUCACACCCCUCGAGGGCUGCGGCAGUAGAUGUACGGGUAGAGCCAGGCAUGGUCAUUCCAUCUUCAAACCAGAAACUACAAACUAGCACUUGCUUCUGAAACUGUCUCAUUUUAUCCAUCUCAAUGUGCACGACGCAGAGUCCUCGCGCAUGAAUGCGGCUAGGCUAUACAGUACAGCAGAGAUCACAUAUAGCAGUCUGCAACCCCAGAGCAUUACAGUAAACCACGGAACUGAAAUGGUCCUUGCUGUCUAGGGCGUGAAGUAACCUCAAGAAUGAAGAGUUAGUUUUCAUUCAGCGAGCUUGGUCAUUCGUUCAUCAGUGCUAAAGACUGGUGUGGCGAAGUUCAGACAUUCUCGCUGAUGUGGACUGAGCAUGCAGACCAGUGGAAAAUAAUGAACGAAUUAUUACCAGAGACCCAAGGCCUGGGCGUUGUGGCUCUUGGUGUUUCAUAGUACGUUCCUGAUUUUUCACAGUAGAAUAUGUACAUAGCUCUCCUCUUUUGAGUAGAUUCAGUCUUCAUUUGACGGGGUGAUAUAUGGCAGUGACCUGCGGAGUCCAGCGGCACGUUUGUAACCAAGCUCCGUUGCAGUGACGCUGCACCGCAGGAAAACAGACAAUACGAAUUUUUGAAAGUUCAUACAAGUUUUUUAUUUAAGUUGUUUAAUAUCAUUUAAGAACUGGUGUUAUUUGUACAAGACUUAUAUUUGUUGAAGAACGGCAUAGAGGAUUGCACGUUGCAAAAUCAAUUUUAAAAGUACAUAUUGUACUCAAAACAAUAAACUACUCAUUUUGUAAGAUACAAGGGGGUCAUUGCACUGGGGGCUUUUUAUACUUGUCACUGAAUUUAUCAUUCGCACUACAAAAACCUGGUAUAAUUGUUGCAUACUUUUCUAAACGCUGUAUUGAUAUCAGUUUGCAAACAUGUGUACAAAGUUGAAGGAGCAGUGGCCAAUAUGACAUUUUAACAGUUAAUUAAACAAAGUAACAUUACACCUUUUUAUCACUAAAGCGGAGAGAUUAAUAACAGAGCAGGAAGUCGUUUAUCCUAAUCAUGAUGCUCACAGCUAAAGAUCGACGUCUCGUCAUUUUGGUUCUGAAAAAAAAACCUUUCAG
Messenger RNA from Acanthaster planci (crown-of-thorns starfish), 3498 nucleotides. Its product is annotated as potassium channel, subfamily K, member 16-like. Gene Ontology annotation, cellular component: plasma membrane. Gene Ontology annotation, molecular function: outward rectifier potassium channel activity; potassium ion leak channel activity. Gene Ontology annotation, biological process: stabilization of membrane potential; potassium ion transmembrane transport. The record is from RefSeq and is a predicted model, not a curated record. Lineage: Eukaryota; Metazoa; Echinodermata; Asteroidea; Valvatida; Acanthasteridae.